This is a messenger RNA of Epithele typhae, 720 nucleotides long. RefSeq names its product alpha/beta-hydrolase. The record is from RefSeq and is a predicted model, not a curated record. NCBI's taxonomy places the organism in Eukaryota, Fungi, Basidiomycota, Agaricomycetes, Polyporales, Epitheliaceae. Bases 1 to 720 code for a protein of 239 amino acids. The transcript is spliced from 7 exons. Gene Ontology annotation, molecular function: hydrolase activity.
AUGUCAGCUGUUUUAGCUGGCCCGCCGGGGGAAUGCUGCAGGCAGACAGUGCACCACGUCGGCGAGGCCCGAGGAAAAGUCGAGAUUGUGGCUGGAGUCGAGACAUACAUUGCCCGGCCGGCCGAUGGGAGCAACAAGAAGAUUGUCUUGUUCUUUGCGGACGUAUACAGUCCCCUGUAUCUCAACUCUCAGCUCAUCAUGGACUUCUGGGCUGACCAAGGUUAUCUGGUCGCUGGCCUGGACUACUUUGAGCGCGAUUCGAUGAUCCUUCACUCCGGUGAAGAAGGAUUUGAUUUCAUGAAAUGGGUGAAGCCGAAGCAAGAUCGUGCGCAGGCGCUCAUUGGACCCUGGGUUGAAGCGGUUCGCAAGGACUUCGGAUAUUGCUUUGGAGCGCCGUACGUCAUGGAGCACCUUGCACAGGAUUGGCUCGUGGCAGGCGCGUUUGCCCACCCGGCGUUCUUGAACGAGGACCACUUCCGAAACAUUCGGAAGCCGCUGCUUAUGUCUUGCGCCGAAAUCGACCACACAUUCGGUCUCGAAGCGCGGCGCAAGGCCGAAGACAUUCUGGUCGAGACCAGGGCAACGUACUUCAUCCAGGUCUUCGGAUCGGUUCAGCACGGUUUCGCGCUGCGCGGCGAUCCGAAAAUUCCGGUCCAGAGAUGGGCGAAGGAGGAGAGCGCGCGGUCCAUUGUCAAUUGGUUUGAGCACUUCUGCAGGUGA